AAAGGUCUGGUCGCAGAGACAGGAACGCGUAAUCCUCAGCGUGCUCCAUCCCGACAGCAUCCUUCCACCGCUCGGCAGGGCAGCGAGACUCUGGGCACCAGCCCCUCUGCUCCGCGGAAAAGUGCAAAACAUUGUGUGAAGCUGAGAAGUGGGAGAGAGUGGCAUUUGUCCAUCUGUUUGCUACCAGUCCUUGAGAACUGUGAAUUCAGCAAAAGCCUGAUGAAGUCCUCCGACAUCGAUCAGGAUUUAUUUACAGACAGUUACUGCAAGGUGUGCAGUGCACAACUGAUAUCCGAAUCUCAGCGCGUGGCCCAUUAUGAGAGUCGAAAACAUGCAAGCAAAGUCCGACUGUAUUACAUGCUUCACCCCAGGGACGGUGGGUGUCCUGCCAAGAGGCUCCGGUCAGAAAAUGGAAGUGAUGCUGAUAUGGUGGAUAAGAACAAAUGCUGCACACUCUGUAACAUGUCUUUUACCUCAGCGGUGGUGGCUGACUCACAUUAUCAAGGCAAAAUCCAUGCCAAAAGGUUAAAACUGUUGCUAGGAGAGAAAACUCCACUAAAGACCACAGCAACCCCCCUGAGCUCACUUAAGCCUCCAAGGGUAGAUGCUGCGCCUGUGGUUGCCUCUCCCUAUCAAAGAAGAGAUUCAGACAGAUACUGUGGCCUCUGCGCAGCCUGGUUUAAUAAUCCUCUGAUGGCCCAGCAACAUUAUGAUGGCAAGAAACACAAAAAGAAUGCGGCAAGAGUUGCUUUAUUAGAACAACUUGGGACAACUCUGGAUAUGGGGGAACUAAGAGGUCUGAGGCGCAAUUACAGAUGUACCAUCUGCAGUGUCUCCCUAAACUCCAUAGAACAGUAUCAUGCGCACCUGAAAGGAUCCAAACAUCAGACCAACCUGAAGAAUAAGUAGUGAAAACAUCAAUCAAGAGAUGAGAAAAAAAUGUCAGGAUUUCUCUGCCCUGGAGAAUUGCUUAUCAACCACCAGAGGAGGAUUCUUUCUUGAACAAUGAACAUUUCUUAUGAGGAUUCACAGAUUAACAUAUGACUAAUUUUAGUUUUGGAGAAUAAAUGAGCUUUCUUUCUUCCUUUCUUCCUUAUUUUUUUUUAAUUUUGUGGUAAGUUAUGAUAUUUGGAUUUUUAAAUUCUUUCCUGAUAAUUUAUUUAGCACAUAUUCUAAAUUAUAACCCUAUAGCGAACAGUGGGAACAUCAUUCAAACUUAAAGACAGUAGAAAAAUCUAAAUCUCCAGUUCAUUCUACAUUUCCUUAACAGAUAAAAUUAUUCUAUUAAGUCCUUGAUGACUGAGCUGUAAACCACCUCUACCAAGAAAUAAACAUUUUUUUCAUCAUGUUGAACCUAACUGUGGCAACAUGCACAGAACCAGAAUCACUAUUAGUAGAAGAUACAUAAUGGACACAAGUAUGGGUCCUUCUAAUUUUACCUUAAAAAAUGUGAGCCAGUUUUGCCAUCUGAACAACGAGAAUGAAGAGGGCAAAUAGAAGAAGGAUCCUCAUCUUUUUUUUUUCCUGAUCAUUCAAAGAACAGUUUCUCCAAGUUAAGCUGAGUCCUUUUUGCAAGCUGCCAAAAUAAUAGCUUAGGAAAAGAAUUAGUUUGCCUGCAUGAUGAUCCUCUUAGGCAAAAACAUCUUCACAGCAGUUGACCUUGAUGAAAUGUUUUCCCAAAGGCAUCCAAAAGAAGAAUUAUAAACCCCAGAAUGAGAGAGAAAUAAAUGAAUACUUCUUACAAAGUUGGCCUGACUUGUGGGCUUUAGUGUGGUGUACUGAUGAUUUGGAAACCAGUUGAGUAAAUUCUGAAGAAUGACAGCCUUGGGUAUGGUGAGGUCCCCUAUUCCUCUGUGUCUCACUGAAAUAUUCUUGCUGAACCAAGAUUCGAUCACUUUGGAAAGAACACCAGUGGCCAGCAUGGCAGACUGGAACCCUGUUACUCUCUGGAUGCGGAACGUCUCAGUGUAAAUCAUAAAGCUGUUUCUCUAGGUUUAAUUCUUCUCUCUCGUGACUGGAUUUGGUGUCCUGCAGGCUGGAUGCAAAGCCAGGCAUUUAGCUUCUAUUCAUGAUGCUUCUCAGUGCUCUGGCUGGGAUUGCCUUUUGUACAUUGUGACCACAGGCAAUUGAUCUCCUGGUCCCAGGCUUUUCUGAUCUAUUGUUUUUCCACAGAGAGCUGAGAUGGUUACAGCUCAGUGAGCAAUAAAUGAAAUGACUUAGAAAUGCACAGUGUUGUUAUUAAGGUGUUUGAAAGUUGGCACCAUUCCCUUGAAGAGAGCCCACUCAGGAGGGGCCAGCGUGACCAGUUUCCGUGCCUGCAGAGAGAAGCUGCCACACCAGCCACGUGCAGUCGUGUGGGAAGGAAGGAGGGUUUGAUGGAAAACAAUCUGUUUUGCUGUGCUGGGAAAGCACAUAACAGAACUACAAACCUCCAAUGAUGACUUUAGUUCAAAUGUGUAAAAUAAGGUUUUGUUUGUCAAUUCUGCUGUAAAAUACGCACUGUCCAAGUUACAACAACAACAAAAAAGUCUUUGUUUCUGUGUUUAGUGAAUGAGCUCAUGCCCUCAGGUUUUUUGUUUUGUUUUGUUUUAAUAACCUAAUAUCCUACAGAUGAGCCUAUGAACAUAGAUCUCUUUUGCUCUACAGAGAGGCUAUGCCAACCUUUUAUAGUUAAGCUUCCAGAUAUAAUAAUCCUAUUAUUUCAGAAUUCCUCAUCUAAGUACCGUUGCUCUUUGGCAAUCUGUCAAGUGAAAGUGAAUA
Molecule: messenger RNA, 2760 nt
Organism: Rhinolophus ferrumequinum (greater horseshoe bat)
Lineage: Eukaryota; Metazoa; Chordata; Mammalia; Chiroptera; Rhinolophidae
Gene: ZMAT4
Product: zinc finger matrin-type 4
Exons: 8
Coding region: 220-909 (229 amino acids)
Molecular function (GO): zinc ion binding; nucleic acid binding
Source: RefSeq, a predicted model, not a curated record